UAUUCAGUGACUUCAACAAAUUCAGACAGUCCUCUUGUGGAAUCCAGUUCUUUUGCUGUAAGACCUUUUGUAUAGAUCAUUCCUUUAGAACAAGUAGAUUAAUUUUAGACACAAACAAUUUGUGUCAAUAUAACAAUAUAUGUUAAGCUUUAACCCUUUCGGGACGGAGCCUUUUCGGGGUGUCUGUGCCGAAAAGACGGAGCACUUUUUACAAACUGUGCACUCGCAUUGCAAAAAAAUUAAUAAAAAAAUAAACUAUUUACAUUAUAUGUAUAAAACUAUAUACAUUCUUGUAGAAAAUUAAACAAGCUAAUACAAUAUUUAUAAAUCAAACUGAAAUCUCAACAUUUAUGCAAAUGAGCUAUCCUGAUUUGCAUAAUUUAUGUGUGAAUUUUUUUUGUUAAGCUGAGAAUAAACAUGACUUACCUGUGUUAAUUGUGUGAAUUUUUUUAUGGAUGAAGCAUGAAUAGAUCCUAAUAAUGCAUUUUGGGAAAUAAGGCUCAUGUAGGCCCUUCAGACACCCCUGGCCCAUAUUUCUACUCCUUUUCCUGCCCCCCCCCCCCGGGUACUUUUCGGUUGAUACAGACAGAGCAGUCCUUUUCACCAUUGUGCACCCAAUUAUGGUUUAUUUGAGCUUGGUGUUACUGAGAAAGUUGUCUGCAUACUUAUUAGUUAUUAUUAUUCCUCUCACAAACAUUUUUAUGAUUUUUUUGUAAAAAUUAGUAUAAACUACUCAAAUGGGUGCUUAUCCCAUGAGGCAUAUUUAUAGUCUCUAUUUUUUCUAAAAAUUCAUAGGGGUCACCUCUAUCCAAUUCAGAACCCCUAAUCCUAAACCAAGGAUUCGUAACGUAAUCAUUUUGAUUGCCUUCAUUAGUUUCCUGGUUGUUUUCAUCAGUGUCAGAUUCACUGCUAGACAGCAAGAAAUCAGAAUCACUAUGCACAAUUUGAUCAGUCGCUGUCAGACAUGUUUGAAUUUCACAAUAUAACUAUACACACACACACACAAAAAUUCCUGCAAAAAUAAAAAUUUAGUUCACCAUCGACGAACGCCGCCAUUACAAUCACGGGAUGUGCAGGAAUUCGUAAGAAUAAAUUUGAUUCGCUGGCCAAGCCAGCCUAUCAUAAGGCUAGAUCUAUUGGGCCGAUGGUUCGGACUUUUGUCUUUCUCGCUAGUCCACCUUGGGCCGAUAGAUGAGCCCUUAAUUCCCAAGAGGGUUAAUAAUAAUUUUACAUAAUACAUAAGGAGACAUAUUUUAGGUAGGAUAUAUGUAUAUAUAUAUUAUGUAAAUUUAAUUUAUGUUUUGUUGUUGUACUGAGGAAGGCAUGCGCUGAAACAUCCACUUAUGUGUUAUGUAAAUUAUUAUUAAAGCUUAACAUAUAUUGUUAUAUUUUCACAAACUGUUCGUGUCUAAUUAAUCUUUUUUAAAGCUUUAUCGCAGUCCAACACUUUUUAUAAUUAGAACAGGUAAAAUGAUUAAAACACAUUUAAACUCACUCAAUUUGUUUUUUUUUAAAUUUUUUAACAAAAUAUCUGAAGACAUAUUUAAAAUUUUCUUCUAGUCAAGAAAGCUUGUAACAUCACACAAACUAAACAUCUUUCACUUGAGGAACGAUUUGAAGAAAAAUGCUGUUCUAAAAACUAUAUACAAAAAAAUUUGGAUGAUACAUCCCACCCACUUUAUCACAGAUCCAUAAGAUCAGAUCUAACAGGGCAAAUUCUUUCUCUUUAAGUUAGGACCGAAAGAUAUGGGAAUUCUUUUUUUUCCCUAGUCUGUACCAGCGUGCUCCCCCAGCAAUUAUCAAAUCUAAAUGAUCACUAAUUAAGUCAUUAUUGUCAGUAAAGAAGUUCAUUUAUUGCUGAUUAUACGCUACAGAAAUAUUUCAGAUGUCCUAUGAUUAAAUUGUUAUUAUUGUAAAAGGAUGUCUUGGUUAAAAAUAGGUAUUUAUAAUGUGCUGAAAAUGAAUAUUUGCAAUGUAUUUUAAAAACAUUUCCAUCUAUUUGGACCAAUAAAGAAUCGUAACUUAUCCAUCAAGCUCAAAAAAAAAAUUCUUUUCAACAAAGCAGUUUCUAUCUGCAGCUUGUGAGGUCCCAUCUGGUUGGCGCAUACAGGGCAUUUUGGGUUUUGUGGAAGAGCUAGUUGUUAAUGAUGACCCAGAGUAUCAAUGGAUAGAAAAAAUUCGCACACCUCGUGCAUCAAAUGAAGCCAGGCAGAGACUGUUUUCUAAAUUAUCAGGUUUGUUUGUUUCAAGGUUCAAUGUCUUUAAAAAUGCACAGUUUCAGAGUGUGUCUCAGUCAUCCUUUCACCAGGUUUAAAAAAGAAUUAAUUAUUAUAUAGAUUAUUUUUAUACAGAAACAUUAUGUUACCAAAAUCACUAACAAGUCACAAACACACUCUCAAGAUCAUGAAGGGCGAAUGAUUUAUUUUGUUGUGUCGGACACAGAUGUAACCUUUCUCUAUUCUGAUAUCAUUGUAAUGCCUUCUGUUUCUAUUGUAACUUGUGAGAAUGGUCAUGACCUGAGGGGAUAUCUUAGUGGAUAUCAAAUAACCACUAAUUAUUUCUCACAUGCCCUUGUACCAACACAAAGUCCAAAUCUUCACAUAAAAACUACACAGGAUAAUAACAUUUACUGUUGGAAUGAUAAGUGAAUACAGAACAUAAUAAUCCAUUCCUCUUUAAAAAAAUAACUUGUGAAGUCACUCGUACAUUGUAUCCUUUAGUCAUGAGAUAAAAAUCUUCCUCACUGCUUUUUCAUCCAUUACAAUAUGGCCGUCCAAGUAGUUCCUCACCGCCUAUAAUUACAUACAUGUCUCGCUACACUGACAUAAAAUAGUGCUUUCUACUCAGCAGUAAAUCAACAUCGAUUAUUAUGUUAUUUUUGGUUCCUUACUUUACGUGGGACACUGAAGGAGUGCAAUUUUUAUUUUAACUUUUCAAAUUUAUGACAGAAGAGCAAUGAAAUCAAAGGAGAUGAACUAUUAUAAUUAAGUGUGGUAUUUGGAAAAAAUCUCCAACCGGCAAUCUAAUAACAACAGCCUGAAGAAACACUUGUACAUUUUACCCAACUUCCAGAUAAACAGCAAAGCUUAUUGUAUAAUAAUUAAUUUCCAAUAUUACUGACCCUCCGCUCUCAUCACAACCAUUUUACAUUACCCCCCCCCCCCCCCCCCCCCCCCCUACAAGCGUCAAUACAUAUGAGCCUACUUUGUCUCCCCCACAAGGUGUAAAAGGGAACUGUUUGAGCACUUACAAUAUAGUUUUUAUUUUAAAUUUCUAUAGAAAAGCUUUUCAUUACCAGUGGGUUUUUUAAAAACUAGAAAUGCCUAUUUUUUAACAAUAUUCAAUUUUUUAUUUAAUUGCAUACACAGUGAUCCAUUCCUCAUUAGUCAUGGUGAACAACUUUAUUGAAUGUCUGUUACAGGAACACUACAGCGUAAAUUGGGAGUCAAGGUCAUGGAGUUGGGAGGCAAUGCUGUCCUGGGGUAAACACCUCUUAAAUAUCAUAAAAUUUUUAACACACCAUCAGACAUCCUUAGAUUGGUUUUUAAAUGGCCCGCACUGGGGUAAAGUUAUAAAUGCCUAACCCGUUAAUAUCAUAAAUUGAAUUUUUUUUUAAAGGCCACGUACUGUUAAUUCUCUAAAGGCCCUCGUCAUUAAGUCUAUAAAUGGACCCAACUGUUUGGCUUCUGAAAUAUUCAGCUAGAAACCCUGACACUUCCACAAUCAGAAGGUAUGAGGAGCCGGAAACUGAACUUUAGAUGUGGGACAAAUUAUUUAACGCUCCCCACAACUUUUAUUUUAAAAAGCCUCAAAUGAAGAUGUCAUGGCUGCAUGAGCAAAACAGUCACAUGUCAUGGCUGCAUGAGCAGAACAGUCACAUGUCAUGGCUGCAUGAGCAGAACAGUCACAUGUCAUUGCUGCAUGAGCAGAACAGUCACAUGACUUUUUGUAAAGACAACAAAACAAAACUUUAUAGAAAGAAUUCAAGUAAAAUAUCAAAUUUAGAUAAAUAACAUUAGAUUUACAAAUUAUGUAGUAUAUUAAAAUAUCAUGGCUGGAAAAGCAGGGUAUUAAAAUAUCAUGGUUAGAAAAGGAGGAUAUUAAAAUAUCACUUUAAGAACUGGGGUAUAUCCGAAUAUGAAAUUUUUUUUUUUUAAAGCGUGCAUACUCAGAUGCCAAAGUUUGAAGAGGGGUGAGCUAAAUUAUAAAAUGUAAUUAGGUUAAUAUUGCUUUAUAUACCUAUUACGGCAUCUUCAGAUGAUGCUUGAAACAUCAUUGACCUAUUGAAAAUUGCUCACAAGUUAAUUCUUAGCUUACUUUCUUGCAGUUAUUUUCAGAACUUUGACCUUGAAGGUGAAUCUGGGAUCGUUGUCAGGGGUAUUGGCACAGCAGUAGCAC
Messenger RNA from Lymnaea stagnalis (great pond snail), 4398 nucleotides. The record is from the annotation of a GenBank genome assembly. Lineage: Eukaryota; Metazoa; Mollusca; Gastropoda; Lymnaeidae.